AGUUCGUUUUCUGAACUAACGUUAACGAAUGGGGAAUCAUCACUGCAUCCAUCCCCCUGAAAGCUGAUUUUAUGAACUACAAAAGUGACAGUGAACGGUUGAACUGCAGUGGGUGCUUUAUUAGCUGAAGAAAGAUGGUGACAUAUCAGCGGCAGAGGCCUUUAAAGGCUGCAACGGAGAGCCCUAAUGUCACAGUGGAGAAUCAAUCUUUAGCAUUUGUGAAAAAGCUCCUUGCAGUUUCUGUAUCCAACAUCACGUACCUCAGAGGAAUAUUUCCAAAAGAUGCCUAUGUAACGAGAUAUCUAGGAGAUGUCCGUAUCAGAAUUUUGAAAAAUGACAGCUGUCCAGGAUCUGUUCAAUUAGCGAAAUGGAUAUUGGGAUGCUAUGAUGCUCUGCAGAAAAAAUAUCUAAGGAUGCUUAUUCUAGAAGUUUACACCAACUCCGGAAAACCUAAGAAAAUCACAGAGGGCUAUCAUUUUCAAUUUAAGUACACCGAGGAAGGAGUCAAAAUGGACUUUGUAAGUGCUGACCAAAAGAUUGAAUUACAACAUCCUUGGGAGGAAACAAAGAAAACAAGCACUACCCUCAUUCAGAAGCUUAACAUUCUGACGCGGAACCUGGGCCCUUUACCUAAAAACUUCGGACUAAACAUGAAACUUUUCUACUACGACAGUGUGACACCCCAAGACUACCAGCCCCCUGGCUUCAGAAACGGAAGCUGUGACGAGGUGAGGUUUGAGGGAUUCCCAAUGUGCCUCAAAAUGGGCGCGAUCCUAGCUCCCUGUCAUACUAUGAAGCUGAUGGUGACCACUGAAAAGAAUCGCAUAGAAAACAACUGCAACGACACUGUAUCCAAGGAAGCUUCGGAAGAACCGCCGAGGAAAAGAAAAGUGCCUAGACCCCUUUCGGACAAACCUGGGGAUGAAGUACCGAACAAACAUUCCAAGCUGAAGAAGAGCCUGACGUCUUCCGGAGAAUCUCUCCCAGGACAAGGUCCAACCCCACAAGAAGAGAGAGAGGCGAGCCGGGGAGUAAGCCAACAUCUGACCACCCCUCAUUCUCAGGCCAAGGAAAAUCACCCAGCUAGAGCUACUAAAAAGACUCAGAAGAAGGAUCUGAGGAAAACUGAACUGCCUUCCAAAACUAAAGAAAAUCAGAGGAGUCAGUCUUGUUCAGUGAAAGCUGGAACUGACUGUUACACAAAUUCAUCUCACCGCCAAAAUCGAGAAGCAAAUCCCAAAAGGAGGAGAUUCAGCGAACCAAAGUAGAGAUGGAUUUUUUUCCUUCCUGCCAUGGGGUCCAGGUUGUUUGUCAGAGAAUUUACCUUUGGAUCAUUUAAGCUAAAUGGCACUUGGAUUUAAAAAUAUGAGUUCUGAAGGGGUUGUCUUCGUUGUUGAGUUUUCACCCAAAGGGAGUAAGUAAUUAAUUAAAGGGAGGAGUAAGUUAAUUGUUGAGAAAAGCAUAAGUUAUUUGUUG
Molecule: messenger RNA, 1476 nt
Organism: Tachyglossus aculeatus (Australian echidna)
Lineage: Eukaryota; Metazoa; Chordata; Mammalia; Monotremata; Tachyglossidae
Gene: HORMAD1
Product: HORMA domain containing 1
Exons: 14
Coding region: 135-1268 (377 amino acids)
Source: RefSeq, a predicted model, not a curated record